This is a messenger RNA of Ascochyta rabiei, 3523 nucleotides long. RefSeq lists its product as uncharacterized. The transcript is spliced from 4 exons. The record is from RefSeq and is a predicted model, not a curated record. Bases 509 to 3523 code for a protein of 1004 amino acids. NCBI's taxonomy places the organism in Eukaryota, Fungi, Ascomycota, Dothideomycetes, Pleosporales, Didymellaceae.
AUGGACAAGAAGGCCCUCUUGUUUCCGUGGUAGGUGCCCAGUGUGCAGUGUGCAGUGUGCAGUGUGCAGUGCGACACGAGGACGACGACGAGGACGAUGACGACGACGACGACGACGACGAUGAUGAAGACAACGACGACGACGAUGAUGAAGACAACGACGACGACGAUGAUGAAGACAACGACGACGACGAUGAUGAAGACAACGACGACGACGAUGAUGAAGACAACGACGACGACGAUGAUGAAGACAACGACGACGACGAUGAUGAAGACAACGACGACGACGAUGAUGAAGACAACGACGACGACGAUGAUGAAGACAACGACGACGACGAUGAUGAAGACAACGACGACGACGAUGAUGAAGACAACGACGACGACGAUGAUGAAGACAACGACGACGACGAUGAUGAAGACAACGACGACGACGAUGAUGAAGACAACGACGACGACGAUGAUGAAGACAACGACGACGACGAUGAUGAAGACAACGACGACGACGAUGAAUGCUGACGAGCUCCCACAGUGGCCUCGUACUAGCAAGCAGCUACCUGUCGACUGCGACACCCAUCGAGUACUCGUUCGCCCUCGACAAGCCCCUGCACACGGCCUGCAUCGUGUUGCUGCUCACCGGCCUGCUGCUCGUCGCCCUCGACGCCUGGCCUCGCCGACCGCACCAGCCACAGCUGCCCGCGCGAUACGUCGCGAUACCGCUCAGCGACGCCCAUGUUCGUCUUGGUGCCCACGCCCACGCCCACGCCCGCGCCUCACCGCACGCCGAGCAACACUGGACCGAGGCAGGCCUGGUCGCUCGCCGCAACGCUUCGCGCCUCCAGGCAGUCGGCGCCCUCCUCACCGUCCUCCUGUUCGCAAUAUGCAGCCGCAUCGGCGUCUUCUACCUCGUGCUCAAGGACGUCGAGUGCAGCGCCCCUUCAACGCUCGCCUUCCUCCCGCUCGUGCUCGCCCUCUGCCACACCGUCCGCCAUCCCCACAAACGCCACUACCCCGCCUGGAGCCCUGACGCACGCCCAAAGACGCCGCUCGAACCCAUCGUCAGCUUCACCCAUGCCCACUCGACCCGCUACAUCCUCCCUUCCCUCCUGCUAUCCAUCAGCGCCUUCCUCGUCCUGAUCAAGACCAGCGCUUUGCCCUCCACCUACAUCUGCCCCGUCUCAAACUCAACAGCCGCCCUCGUGCCCACACUGCAGUUGCUCGGCUUCGCUCUAGACACAGCCAUCGUCCAGCUCCUAUACCGUCUGGUGCACGAUGGCCUCUCGCCCGUAGACGACCGCACCAUCCGGCUUCGAGAUGGCACCUCGAACAACCAGCUCGUUGGCUUGACCUUUGUUGCUUCUUCCUCCGUUCUCCUUGUCGCUGGCGUUGCCGUCUACGCUGCCGUGCCCGAGCACCGCGAAUGGAUGCUCUCAUUUUCUCCCGAGUAUUGCCUCGCCUUGUUGCGAUUGUCGUUAAUGAUACCCUUUAUGACGUGGGCCUUUUUAAAAUCCGCACGACUGUACGGCGUUAUGAGCGCGGUCCUCACUGUUGCAUUUUCCUCUGCAUAUAUCGGCCUUCUUCGAGCACUAGGGACCGGCGCGUCCCACGCCUUCCCACCAAAGUCUACCGUGGGCCUUGUGCUGUGUCUCGCCCUGCUCACCAUCGCUCUUGUUCUCCACCUGCUCACUGAUACCAACAUCGAGUCUCGCAUACGCUCCACCGUGCCCGUCCGCCUGGGCAGGAACCAGUCGGCCUCGUUGGUUCUCCUCCUCGUUUGCUUCUCCCUCGGCCUCGUUGUCUAUCGUCGCCAAGAUCCCAUCCUCGAGCACCCCAUCACCCACCUGAUCAAGCUAGCAACCAUACAGCACGACCAAUGGGCCUCGCAAGCCCACCGCAGCCAGUCUCUUGCGCAAGCCGUCGUACACUAUCAGCAACGCUACAACCGAGAUCCACCCCCCUACUUCGACAAGUGGUACCAGUUCGCCGUCACACGGAAUGCCAUCGUAAUCGACGACUACGACAACAUUGAAGAGGACUUGGCCCUCUUCUCAUCAUUCACUCCGGACGAUCUGCGCUUGCGCACAGCAACCGUCUUGGCUACGCACCAAGGCGUCGGAGGUGUGCGUGUUCGCGAUGGUUCGGCAGAUGCGCUAGGCGGGGUGCCCGAGGAAUCCAAAUUCGUCAUCGACGGCGCAACCAGAUUGAUAAAGCAAUUUGCCGAGUUCCUUCCUGACAUGGAUCUCGUCUUCAACCUCGACACGGAAGCUCGUGUGGCUGUCCCCUUUGAUCGACUUCAGGAGGCCCUGAAGCACCCGCAACCGUAUCCAACACCCGAACCAUCUCGAGCACGACUCGACUUCAGCACUGACCGCGCAGACGAAUGGCCCAACAUCGACAAUAUACGCACAGACCCCCGCUUCUUCGAAGCCGUCCCUCGCAGGCCUUCCUUCCAAACGUACGGGUCUGUGGCUUGUUCGCCCGAAUCUCGCGCGCGCAACGAACGUCACUGGAACACCAAGACAUUCUGUUCGACUUGCGCCAUACCUCAUUCCAUGGGUGCUUUCCUGUCCAACUGGAGCAUGGCUGCUGACGUAUGCCACCAACCCGACAUUGCCAGUCUUCAUGGCGUGUACCUCAGUCCAUCCAACCUGUCAGGAACUCAUGGCAUCGUGCCCAUCUUCAGCCAGACUCGCGCAGCUGGGUAUAUCGACAUACGGUAUCCUUCCCUACGGAACUACCUCGGGGAGUCCAAGUACGACUUCGACGAGAAGUACCCCGAUCCACCUUUCCAGCAGAAGGAGGACGUCUUGUUCUGGCGUGGUCCUACCGAAGAAGGCACUAGCAUGACUGGCACCUGGAAGGGCAUGUUACGUCAACGGCUGGUGCAUCACCUGAAUUUCAACACAACUUCACGGCUGCCGAUGUUGCUUCCAAAAGGCGAUCAUAGCGACAAUCUCGAGUAUAUCAUGAAGCGCAGAUCUGACGUCAAGCGGCUGCUGGAGACCAAAGUCGAUGCCCAGUUCACAGAGCUUAGUCACUGUGCAGGACGUGAUUGCACCGACCAGUCUCGCGAGUUCAAGAUUGCAGAAUCCGUUGAUCUCAGACAACACUGGCGCUACAGAUAUCUGUUCGACACCGACAGCGCCGGCUCCUCUAGUAACUUCCUUCCCUUCCUGCAAUCAAACUCUGUCGUUCUGAAAACUGGCAUCUUCCGCGAAUGGUACGACGGUCGCCUCGUCGCCUGGAAACACUUUGUGCCCGUUGAUGUGCGUCUGCACGAUCUCUUCUCUAUCCUCGCCUACUUUGGUGGAUACGGUGUUGAAGAGAGGAACAAGCGCAUGAUGGAGGGUCGCACCAAGGAGGCUGAAGCUAUAGCGAGGCAAGGCAAGGUCUGGACUGAGAAGGUGCUCAGGAAAGAGGAUAUGGAAGUCUACAUGUUCAGGCUGCUGCUCGAGUGGGGGAGACUGACGGACGACAAGAGGACGACGAUUGGGUUUCGAAUGGGGAAAGGCAGUGGGGAGCGGUAG